Schistosoma curassoni is the source of this 2547-nucleotide messenger RNA. The record is from the annotation of a GenBank genome assembly. NCBI's taxonomy places the organism in Eukaryota, Metazoa, Platyhelminthes, Trematoda, Strigeidida, Schistosomatidae.
AAAGGAUUGAUUGAUGGAAUGAUUGAAUGAAUGAUCUUGUACCGUAGAUAACUGGGGGUUUUUUUCUUUGUAUUUUUUUUUCGAAAAAAAAACAACAAAAAAACAAAAACGAAUUCACUUAAAAGGAUUAUCAAUCUGGCACAUUAUUCAAUCCAAUUUUAUUGUUGUAAUGAAUGAAUUAGAUGAAUCCUUAACAACUAAUCAACAGAAAUCAAAUUAUCUACGUUUUCAUAAACCAUUUCAUGCACAAAUAGCUAAAACAAGCGCUUUAUGUUAUACAUGGAUUUCUUUAGGAUUAUAUAGUGAAAUAUUAGGUCCAACAUUACCUACUCUUAUGUAUAAUACAAAAUCGAAUUAUGAACAAAUUGGUAUGGCAUUAUCAACAAGAGGAAUUGGUUUAUUAUUUGGUUCAUUAAUUGGUGGAAUAUUAUCAGAUCGUUAUAAAUCAUUACGUAGUCUAUUUAUCAUGUUAUCAUUAAUAAUUGGUGCUAUAACAACAUUAAUUAUACCAUGGUGUAUAAAUAUAAUUAUAUUAACAAUUAUAUUAUUUAUAGCUGGAUUCUCACAUGGUUUCUUAACAACAAGCGGUAAUCCACUACUUGCUUCUGUUUGGGAAGAAAAAGCAGCUGGACCAUUUAGUUUAAUGCAUUCCGGUUAUGGUAUGGGAGCAGCAUUAGCUCCUUUAUUAGUGAAACCAUUUACAAUUCCUUCAACUUCAGUUAAUAAUACUACAAAUAAUAAUCAUUCCUUAGCAACAAAUAUUGCUACUAAACAAGAUAAUUCAACUGAAUUAGUGAUUGUCAAUGCUGUGAUACCUUAUUCAAUCGUUGCUGGAAUUGUAUUAUUUUGUGUAUUUUAUUUUUUAAUAAUUAUGUGUAUUGACCAUUCAACGGAUCCAGAACACAAUGGAAUUAUGUCAUUAAGAAAUAAUAACAAUACCAAGAUUACCUCAUCAUCAUGGAAACAAUUUUUUACUAAGAAACAUUUAUUCCAUUCUAUUAAAUUCAUUCAAUCUAUCAUUUGUCAAAAAUGUCAUACAAUUAAAAAGAUUCAUUUAAUUAUUAUUAGUUGUACAUUUAUAGCAUUCUUUACAAUUGUUGGCAAUGAACGUGUAUUUGGUAAAUUUAUGUUUACUUAUGCAUUAUAUGGUCCUAUACAAUUAAAUAUUAAAGAUAGUUAUAUUAUUAAUCUUAUAUAUUGGUUAUGUUUUUGUUUAGGACGUAUCUUAUUAUUUCUAUUAGCAUUAUGGAUUAAAGCUACUAUAUUAUUAUUAGUAUUAUGUAUUGGUACAUUAUGUAGUUCAAUUGGUUUAAUUCUAUUACCUUAUGAAAAAUUAUGGUUUUAUUUAUGUACAAUAUUAUUUGGUUUAUUUAAAAGUCCAUUAUUUCCAAUUACCUUAGCAACUAUUAAUUAUUCAUAUGAAAUUAAUGGUUUUUUAAUUAUUAUAGUAAAUUUUGGUAGUUCAUUUGGUGCUACAUUAUUACAAUUUAUUACUGGUUAUUUAAUACAUCAAUAUGGACAAAUUAUAUUUCCAUAUUUAGUAACUAGUACAUCAUUAUUAUUAUUAAUUACAUCGAUUAUAUUAAUAUUAAGUUUAUUACAUAUUGGUAAUCGAUUUAAACAUUUAAAUCAUAUGAUAAUUGAUACAAUGAAUGAAUCAAUCAAUGAAAAUAAUCAAUACACUACUAAUACUACUAACACUAAUACUACUAAUAAUAAUAAUGAUAAUGAUAAUAAUACAUCUCCUAUAACCAUAUUACCAAGAUCAAAAGUGAUUCAGUCGAAAUUCAAUAAACAAAUCAAUUCGAUCAAUAAUAAUAAUGAAAAAUUAUAAAAUUUGAAAUGAUUGAUUUAUUGAUUUUUUUUCUUCAUUUUUUUUUAUUCUUUCAUAUUGGAUAAUCAAUAAUUAUGAAUGAUGUAAUCGUAGAGUUCGUAUAUAGAAGAGAGAAUUUUCUAGGUGAAUAAAAUUAUUGAUUUUUAUUUUGAAUUUUUUUCUUUUUUUUUAAAAAAAAGAAACAACUAAACAAACAGUAUUUCAUUUUUAUUAUUAUUUACUUACUUACUUUACUUACGCCUGUUACUCUUGAUGGAGGAUAGGCCGCCGACCAGCAUUCUCCAAUACACUCUGUCCUGGGACUUUCUUCCUAAUUCCAUCCAAUUCUUGUUCAUUUUUCUCAUGUCUAUAUCCAUUUCUCGGCGUAUUGUGUUCUUUGGUCUUCCAUUUCUCCUCCUUUGGCCUUGAGGAUUCCAUGUGACGGCUUGUCUUGUGACGCAGUUGGAUGUUUGUCUCAAUGUGUGUCCUAUCUUUAUUAUUAUUCAAUAAAAAAAAAUUAAAGAGAAAAAAUUGGAAAAAAAGGAAAUUUCAUAAAAUCUAUAAAAAAAAAUCUCAUUUCUCAUUACGUAUUCAAUUAAUUUUUUUCUUUUUCUUUACUUGUUUUUCUUUGUUUUUUUGAAAAAAAAGAAAAAAAAUUCUUUUUCUGUGAUCUCGGUGUAAUCAUGUUAUAUUGUUAUUUCAUUGAAAUAAAUUAUCUUUGAAAUUGAUGGUGA